AUGAAACAAAUAAUUUUGAAAGGAUUAGACGCGGAACUAUAUUACGUACGGGAGGGAGCUGUGAACACGUACGCAACGGGAUUCAUUGUACCGGUGCCAGCGCAUAUGACGGACUUGGAGUUUAUGUGGCAGGCACUGGGACGAAAACCGUUGCCGUACGUGAUGGGUAUAGACUACGAGAGCCGGGGCGCCAUGCUGCCGCCGCAGGUCAAUAUAUCAGAACGAGGCUAUGUUCCUACUACACUGCAGACGUUUAGGGUACGAUUGCCAUGUACAGGAACAAGAAGUGCAGAAAUUUUGGUUACUAUGCAAUUAAACAUUUCCGCACCAGAUCGCGCUCAUAAAGACGUCAAGCUUGUGUUCAAAAGGAAUAAAAUUUGCUUAAAAGGAUUGUCAACAGUGGUGACGCACAAUGAAACAGCACGGUUGGCUGGUGACGCUUCGCGAGGUUCAGAUGGGGUGUUGUUGGCGGCUGGCGGGUGUGCGGCAGCAGCGUUGGCGUUACUGGCUGGAGCGGCUGCAGCUGGAACUCUGUACAAACGUGGAAAUAAAGCACGGCAUCAUGACUCGAUACACACCUCCUACACAACCGCUGCGUAUGGAAGUCAUCAAAACGUCUUGUUACGACUCGAUACACUAGGUCGACCACCCAGUUCAACUGGAUCCUAUGCCACUAUAGCUAGCUUGCAUAAGUUUCCUUUCGGCAGCCGACGUUCACCAUCUCCGUACGCUACGACGCACAUUGGAGAGCAUGUUUAUGCGAAACCUGAAUCUAGAGUAUCUUACUACGCUGCGUCAAAUCUCACACAUGUUUCACAGCAAACAGCAAAAGAUCGUAUAACUGACCCAGCAGAACAGCUCCGCUACCUCACUGCACCGCGUUCUAAUAUACGAUUGGAAAUUCUCAUACACGAAGGCACAUUUGGUAGAGUUUACAAAGGAGUAUUUAAACGAGGGGAUACUUACGAGGAAGUAAUUGUCAAAACUGUGUCAGAAGCCGCAUCAGCGAUGCAAGCGGCAUUAUUAGUUGCGGAAGGCUUAAGACUUUGCGGCCUCGUCCACACUAAUGUCCUUGCCCCUAUGGCUGCUUGUGCAGAAGAAGCACGGAAACCACUUUUAGUUUACUGUUGCGUUUCACAUUCUUGCAAUCUAAAGAGAUUCUUGAUAUCGUGUCGACUGGGCCAACAAACAACACCAGCUACAAGGGAGCUGGUUGACUUGGGAGCUCAAGCAGCUUGUGGCUUAGCCUACCUUCACAUACAGCGAGUUGUGCAUGCUGAUGUCGCUGCCAGGAAUUGCAUAGUAGACGAGAAAUUGAGACUGAAAGUGACCGACAAUGGUCUGUCGAGGGACCUUUUCCCUGAUGACUAUCACUGCCUCGGUGACAAUGAGAAUCGACCAGUGAAGUGGAUGGCACCGGAGUCGCUGCUACAAAACCAUUAUACCACGGCUUCGGAUGUGUGGUCUUUAGGCAUAACAUUAUGGGAGCUGGCAACGUUAGCCGCCUCGCCAUUAGCCGAAUUGGACGCAGCAGAUGUCGGUGCUUUUCUAAGUGGAGGCUACAGACCGUCGCAACCGCAUAAUUGUCCUGAUGAGUUGUAUGGGCUUAUGUCAUGGUGUUGGACCACGUUAGCAUCUGCACGACCGACAGCUCCUCAACUUUUAGCUGCCCUCCACGACUUCAGACAAGCACUUAGUACAUAUAUUUAA
Molecule: messenger RNA, 1710 nt
Organism: Parnassius apollo (apollo)
Lineage: Eukaryota; Metazoa; Arthropoda; Insecta; Lepidoptera; Papilionidae
Source: the annotation of a GenBank genome assembly